AUGCCUAAGGAAAAGAAGCGAAAACGCGAAUCAGGGGAGACAAAGUCCGGAAACAAGUCGAAGGCGAGCCUCGACACUCGUCAGCAAAACGAUCGUGUCGAUAGAUACGAAGUUGACACCACCAAACCCUCCGCCGUGUUCCAGCCCACAGGCGGCCGAUCGCACACACUGUCAGUGGCCCUACCUGGAAGCAUCAUUGGCAAUGCAAAAUCCCAUGACCAAAAGACUUUUCUAGCUGGCCAGAUUGCGAGGGUGUUGGCGGUAUUCUGCGUCGACGAAGUAGUCAUCUUCAACGAUGACGAUCCGGAAACUCAGCAACAGCGGCCGGCAAUUGGGGAAAACGAAUACACAGCUUUCUUCCACCCAGACCAUUUUCUAGCUCACCUUCUCUCAUACUUGGAAACACCACCUCAUCUCCGCAAGGCUCUAUUCACUAUGCACCCUAAUCUUCGAACCGCAGGUACGCUACCCAGUCUGGACAUGCCGCAUCAUUUGCGCGCACACGAAUGGUGCGAGUAUCGCGAAGGCAUCACUGCCGCUGCCCUUGCUGACGGCAAGGGGACGUUGGUCGACGUUGGCCUGCCUGGGUUUUUAACGCUGUCAGGGGCAGAGAUUCCCCCCAAUACACGAGUCACUGUUCAUUUGAAAGAUGAAACUUCCAAAACCGCUGAAGCCGUCUCACCCAAUGCUCCGCGGGAAGAAAAGGGGUACUAUUGGGGUUAUACCGUACGACAAUGUAGCUCUCUCACGGAUGUGUUCACUGAAUGCCCCUACGACGGAGGGUACGACAUCUCGAUCGGGACUUCGGAAAGAGGGCAGCCAUUAGCAGACGUGCUCGCUGAAGAAUCCAUGGUUGACCCAGUUAGCUACCAACACGUGCUCAUGGUCUUCGGUGGUGUGGCCGGCCUGGAGACCGCAGCCAAGAAUGACACCAACUGUCGAGAAAUGGGUCUCGUUGGAGAAAAUGUCAAGGAAUUGUUCGACGUGUGGGUCAAUUUGGUACCUGGCCAGGGUAGUCGUACGAUCAGAACCGAAGAGGCUGUUUGGCUGGGAUUGAUGGGCUUCAAAGGUUUCGUGGAUCGUCUUGCAAGGAGAUCCGGAUCGUCGGAUAAAUGA
Cladophialophora psammophila CBS 110553 is the source of this 1116-nucleotide messenger RNA. RefSeq lists its product as uncharacterized. The transcript has 2 exons. Lineage: Eukaryota; Fungi; Ascomycota; Eurotiomycetes; Chaetothyriales; Herpotrichiellaceae. The coding region runs from base 1 to 1116 and encodes 371 amino acids. The record is from RefSeq and is a predicted model, not a curated record.